UGUCUCCAGUCAAUGUUAUGAAGUGAUCGCGGUCGGCUGUUGGUUGUGUUCCGUUCCCGCGGAAGUCUUAAUAUUUCGACAUAUCAGCAAGAAAACGUACCCUACCGUAUAUACUUUACCUACCUACAUAUACGAAAGUUUGCUGUUUUAUUUAAUUAAUUUAAGAAUAAACUUUCAGACACUUGUUAAAAACACUUCACAAACUGAAGAAAAGAAUAAGAAAAGAAAAAACAAUGUAAGAAUCUGGUUUUAUUACUAUGGAACAAUCUAAAAUCUAAAUAGUUAUUCCCCCCAUAAUAUUUGUAAUUAUCUUAAACUAAAAAAGGAACUUCAUCACCAUCAACAAUCAUCAAGGCCAAGGCGUGAAAACAAACCGCGAAAAUAGAGACAUGGAAUUGCCAACGGAACGCGAAUAGAAUUAAAUAAUAAUUGAAUACCCUAUAGUAGAAGGAGAAGUCAUCCAUCAGUGAUCGUGAUCGUGAUCGUGACGUUUGCAUAAUAGUAAAAUUUAAAGUGUUCUGCGCUGGCCCACCCACGCGUUCAGCAGGUCAAAUCUCUUAACUCGCUUCUCGGCUUCUCGACUUCUCGACUCCUCGGUGUUGUAUGUAGAUAUAAUCGUAUUUUCUACUCGUGCCCGUAUAGUACUUUAAUGAAUCUCGAAUUGAAAGUCAAUUGCAUAUGAAAACAAUUUUAUUGUCCAAAGAAAUUUAAAUAGCUUUCCGCCCGUUUUUUAAUAGAUAUAUUCGUACUCGUAAUUCGUAUAUCUAUAUGCUAUAUACGGGCUACUACGAACGAGACUUUAACUUUUCGAAUUCGAAAUAUGUGAACAGUAAUGUUUUGUUGACGUUUGGGUACUUAGGAUUUUAAUUUAAAAAAAUAAUGUCUACCUGUGCGUAUCCUCAAGUUAAAAUUUACGAAGAUUUCGAUAAGAUGAGUGCCAAAGAGGUCUAUUAUAAUGCAGCUGGAAAAAAGGUCACAGUGAAAUUGUUACAUUUUCCGGAUAUUGCACCGGAGGACGUUCACAAAGUGAAGUUCUCCGACGAUGAAGAAGGCUCUGACGAUGAUAAGGUCGGGAGUAUCUCGAACCUCUCGUUGGCAGAAGAAGCUGAUGAAAAAGAUGCAGAACACAAUUUCGUUGAGGAGAAUUAUGCUGACGUUGAUGACGAGGAGGAAAAUCAAUCGGCAACCCCUACCGAUGUUAUGUACAAAAAGAUUUUGAGAAAGAAAUCUAAAGACAAUUUGCUGCACCAGAGAAAAUGCAGUAAGGCCUUUGCUGAAGCUCAUGGCAUAUCGAUAACUCCACCGACAGGAUUCACAAUCUACGGAACUAGUGAGCUGGAAUUACUAGGCGAAAGGAAUUUGUUGGGAAGAAGAUCACCCAUUGCUUCGAGGCGGUCGUCUUCGCCGUCGAAUGGAGCUUUAUGCUCGGGAUAUGUUCAAUACUCCAAAUCGUUGCUAGAGGUGCCAAUGCCAAGGGACUAUGGAUAUGCGUCCAGCGAUGAUUUGAGUUCGGAGUGGGAUUCGGAUGUUCCGACUUCUUCGUCGGAGCAGGCAAAGGAACAAGAAACAAAGCCAUCUGGAUGGCGCAAAAUACGCAACAUAGUCCAAUGGACACCCUUCUUCCAGACGUACAAGAAAAAACGAUAUCCAUGGGUUCAAUUAGCCGGGCAUCAGGGCAACUUCAAAGCUGGUCCAGAACAAGGAACCGUUCUAAAAAAGCUUUGUCCAAAGGAAGAAGAUUGCUUCCAGGUUUUGAUGCGUGAUGUACUACGGCCAUAUGUGCCAGAAUAUAGAGGAAAAGUGACAAGUGAAGAUGGCGAACUCUAUCUCCAACUACAAGAUCUUUUGAGUGAUUUCUAUCAGCCCUGUGUUAUGGACUGUAAAAUAGGUGUACGAACUUACUUAGAAGAAGAACUAUCCAAAGCUAAAGAAAAACCAAAACUCCGCAAAGACAUGUACGAAAAAAUGAUACAAAUUGAUCCAGAUGCACCGAAUGAAGAAGAACACAAGGCCAAAGGCGUUACGAAACCUCGUUAUAUGGUCUGGCGUGAGACAAUUUCAAGCACUGCUAUUUUGGGUUUUAGGGUUGAGGGUAUCAAGAAAAGUGACGGGACAAGUUCAAAAGAUUUUAAAACAACAAAAUCUCGAGAACAAAUCAAAAAGGCUUUUGAGGAAUUCAUCGAAGGAUAUACUCAUGUUUUGCCCCGUUACUUACAACGUUUGCGAGCUAUUCGUGCAACUCUAGAAUGUUCCGAUUUCUUUCACACCCAUGAAAUCAUCGGAAGUUCAUUACUUUUUGUCCAUGAUCGUUCGCAUGCAAGUGUUUGGCUUAUUGAUUUUGCCAAAACCGUAAACCUACCCCCAAACCAUGUCAUUGAUCAUAACACAACCUGGAAAGUUGGCAACCAUGAAGAUGGCUAUCUCAUCGGAAUAAAUAAUCUCAUUGAUCUUUUCUCCGACAUUGAAACCAAUGCAACCACUCCCAAUGAAGAUGCAAUUAGCCCAUAAGAAAAUAUAAAAGAUCCUGUACAAAAACAAUUUCUUAAAAAACGCGAGGACCAAUCAAAGAUUAAGAGAUUUGAAGGAGUCAAAAUAAACCUACACAUACAUAGAUACCUAAUUUUAAUUUUGUGUAACCUAACUUUUUGCUGCAAUAAUAAUCAGAAAUUUUGUUAUAAAAUCAA
Eupeodes corollae is the source of this 2684-nucleotide messenger RNA. It is a transcript of the gene IP3K2, whose product is annotated as inositol-trisphosphate 3-kinase A. The record is from RefSeq and is a predicted model, not a curated record. Lineage: Eukaryota; Metazoa; Arthropoda; Insecta; Diptera; Syrphidae. Gene Ontology annotation, biological process: inositol phosphate biosynthetic process. Gene Ontology annotation, molecular function: inositol-1,4,5-trisphosphate 3-kinase activity; inositol tetrakisphosphate kinase activity. The transcript has 6 exons. The coding region runs from base 880 to 2508 and encodes 542 amino acids. Gene Ontology annotation, cellular component: cytoplasm; nucleus.